UUCCAGAUAAACACAUUAGAAAGUCGUAAUGGAUGAAGUUGAUAUUGACACCGAAACUGUACACCGGCAGUUAGGUCGAGAUGAUGAUAAUGAUAGCAUCAGUAGAAGCAGUUCUGAAUCAAAGGAAGAGCGAGCAUUAGUAAUACAACGUGGUCUGUUGGCUGAACAGCACUGGUUCCAAAAUUUGGAAACCAUCGGGAUUUUUGUGAAGCUGGAAAAUAUUUUACGGGCAAUUUGUAGAAGGAUGAAUUUGUCUGCUAAAGUGGAUUCAUCAAUUAAGCUGGGAGCAGAAAAUCCGACAGCGGAAAAACUUUCGUUGGUGCAACGAACAGGAGUGGAAGUAUUUAAAUGUUCUGUUAUGUUGCUUGGCGAGAAUGUUAUACAAACUGAGGUAAUAAUAAAAUAUCCGAAAAUGUCUGGUGGCGUUUACCGCGGAACUGCACAACCCGAUGUACAAUGGAAACUGCAGCAGUUGCAAGAUGCCGAUAAUUACUAUGUUCAGGCUCUGAGCGUGCUUGUUCAGAAACUGAAGUGGAUCAGGCAGAUAUCACCUGAUGAUAUGAGUAAGGUGUCAUCCACCGUCAUCACUAUUGUGGCUAAGGUGACAAAUCUGAUUGGACAAGCGCGUUCAACAUUAUGCAUGCCAGAAAAGCAUACAUUGCUGGAGCUAUGUAAUUCAGCCAUAACACGUUGUUUCCAUCCACCCCUACCGCCUGAUUUGGUUUUCUCAUACUAUAUAAAUACAAAUCGCCUUGUCUGUGCUGCUUAUCAAGCCACACCGAAAACUAAUGGUGCUCAAGGUUUAACAGUUAUCUUAACGGACUGCUUGCUUCCGCAGCUCAUGGAUGUUCUGUUUUUAACAGAUCAAGCUUUGAACGUAGCGCAACAAUUCAACUAUAAUAUGUCCAUGCUUAGGGAACGAAUAAAUACAUACAACCAUUUUCAUUCCUGAUUUUGAUCUUAGUUUUAACCAGUACUCGUCGAUAAUUCAGGGAAGGAUUUUGAUUAAAAGUUGACGAAAUUUUCAAAAUAUAUUUCAUGGUUUCAUGUCCCAUCUUUUUAUUUUCGCUUUCCUUCGAAAUACUGAGUUCGCCUUUCCAGAGCACGGAUCAGCUUCGGAAGAAAACCUAAAACAAAGAAGCAUUGGGUGGGUGCACUGUCUGCGCUAUUGGCUGCUUUUUCAUACCAAUUUUUGUAGAUACCACAUUAAGUUGUCUCCUUUAUGAAGAUAUUUAAUAAUGCAU
Molecule: messenger RNA, 1244 nt
Organism: Loa loa (African eye worm)
Lineage: Eukaryota; Metazoa; Nematoda; Chromadorea; Rhabditida; Onchocercidae
Product: leucine-zipper-containing transcription factor LZF
Exons: 6
Coding region: 29-952 (307 amino acids)
Cellular component (GO): RAVE complex
Source: RefSeq, a predicted model, not a curated record